This is a messenger RNA of Leptinotarsa decemlineata (Colorado potato beetle), 385 nucleotides long. It is a transcript of the gene RpL36, whose product is annotated as Ribosomal protein L36. The record is from RefSeq and is a predicted model, not a curated record. Gene Ontology annotation, cellular component: ribosome. Gene Ontology annotation, biological process: translation. Gene Ontology annotation, molecular function: structural constituent of ribosome. NCBI's taxonomy places the organism in Eukaryota, Metazoa, Arthropoda, Insecta, Coleoptera, Chrysomelidae.
AAAGGUUAAGAUGGCUCCAAGGUACGAGAUAGCUGUAGGACUUCAAAGGGGACACAAAACCACCAAACUUGAUAAGUCAAAGAUUAACAAAGUUCGGCCUGCGAGGUUGAAGGGGAUCCAAACUAAGCAUACGAAAUUUGUUCGAGACAUUAUCCGAGAAGUUGUGGGACAUGCCCCAUAUGAGAAGAGGGCCAUGGAGUUGUUAAAAGUUUCCAAAGAUAAACGAGCACUCAAAUUCCUGAAGAGACGUCUUGGAACACACAUCCGAGCCAAGAGAAAGCGUGAAGAACUGUCCAACAUCCUCACACAAAUGCGUAAACAGGCUACCCAUAAAUAGUUGUAAUAUUUUUUUAAGAAUAAAAGUUGGGUAGUCGAAAAAAUUGUA